Molecule: messenger RNA, 1331 nt
Organism: Hevea brasiliensis (rubber tree)
Lineage: Eukaryota; Viridiplantae; Streptophyta; Magnoliopsida; Malpighiales; Euphorbiaceae
Product: loganic acid O-methyltransferase-like
Exons: 4
Coding region: 1-1170 (389 amino acids)
Biological process (GO): methylation
Molecular function (GO): S-adenosylmethionine-dependent methyltransferase activity
Source: RefSeq, a predicted model, not a curated record
AUGGAGGAGACUUUCGCACGGUUUUCCCGUGGCCUGGAGGUGGGGAUUCUAUUCAUCACUGUAACUUGCACACACAGCAGAGAGAUAAGCGAAAGUACAACCACAAUGCCGGAAUCACAUCCGAUGAUUGGUGGAGAUGGCACGUACAGCUACGCAAAAAACUCCUACUUACAGAGAGAAGGCAUAAAAUAUGCUAAGGGGCUGAUUGAUGAGACAAUUGCUCACAAGCUUGACAUAAAAGAUCUGCUUUCUAAUUCAAGGUCUUUUAAGAUUGCAGAUUUGGGAUGUUCUGUUGGACCCAACACCUUUAUUUGCAUGGAAAGUGUUAUUCAAGCUGUGAAACAUAAGUUCCAAUCCCAUGGUCUCACUGAACAAAUUCCUGAUUUUCAAGUUUUCUUUAGUGAUCAUACCUUCAAUGAUUUCAAUACUCUCUUCAGAUCUCUCCCUCCAGAAAGACCAUAUUUUGCUGCUGGUGUGCCAGGGUCAUUCCACGGGAGGUUAUUCCCUGAGUCCUCUGUUCAUUUUGUCCAUAGCUCCCAUGCUUUACAUUGGAUCUCCCAGGUGCCAAAAGAGAUCCUGGAUAAGAGCUCACCUGCAUGGAACAAGGGCAGAAUUUACUACACAGGUGCACCAGAUGAAGUUGGAAAAGCUUAUGCCAUCCAGUUUGCCAAGGACGUGGAGAUAUUUCUGGACGCUAGAGCUAAAGAGCUUGUGGUUGGUGGUAUGAUGGUGCUUAUUUUGCCUGGAAUCCGUAAUGGGAUUUCUCAUUCCUGUGCAGUAGUUAAUGUGAUGCUCGAUCUUUUAGGAUCCUGCCUCAUGGAUAUGUGUAAAGAGGGAUUGGUGAGCGAAGCUCAAGUGGACUCUUUCAAUUUGCCUAUGUAUGUUCCCUCUCCCAAGGAGAUGAUAGAGCUUGUAGAAAGAAAUGGGAGCUUCAAAAUUGAGCGAAUGGAGCUAUUUGACCCUGUACCUGGCAAUGAAGCGCAAAUCUUGCGCAGCGGCCAUGCAUGGAAGAUGCACUUCAGGGCUGGAUUGGAGGGUGUUUUUAGCAAGCAUUUUGCAAGUGAGACUAUAGAUGAAUUGUUUGAUCGUUUUCCCAACAAGGCGGCAGAAAAACUAAAGGCCACCUCAACUGAAACAACUCUUCUAUUUAUUGCUCUAAAACGCAAAUGAUCCAUCCACUUGAAGUCCAUAAGCUUCGGCUCCUGCUACAUAUAAUUUUCCUCGUCAUAUUUAUGCAACACUAAUGUUGAAUGAGUAUGAAAUUCAUAAUAAAUUUGAUUGCUCUAUUGCCAAUUAGUAAGCAAUAUUCAAGAAACUUUAUUUUAUUUUCA